This is a messenger RNA of Neoarius graeffei (lesser salmon catfish), 655 nucleotides long. It is a transcript of the gene cmtm8b, whose product is annotated as CKLF-like MARVEL transmembrane domain containing 8b. Gene Ontology annotation, cellular component: membrane. The transcript is spliced from 4 exons. Gene Ontology annotation, biological process: myelination. The record is from RefSeq and is a predicted model, not a curated record. Bases 1 to 534 code for a protein of 177 amino acids. NCBI's taxonomy places the organism in Eukaryota, Metazoa, Chordata, Actinopteri, Siluriformes, Ariidae. Gene Ontology annotation, molecular function: structural constituent of myelin sheath.
AUGGAAGAAGACCCGGAGUCCAGAGCAGUGACUACAGUGAACAGGAGCAGUAAAAGUCCCACACUGGAGGAUUUGGGCCUCUCACACUCUGCUCUGGCUUAUGACAACAAGUUUGUGUGCUCUCCUCCAGGAAUGCUUAUGUUGGGAGAAAUAGUUUGUGGACUGCUUGUGUGGACUCUUCUAGGCGGGACUGAUUAUUUGCAGGUGCCAGCACUGGGCUGGGUGAUGUUUGUGUCAGUGGUUUGCUGGGUGCUGACUGUCUGCCUUCUUCUACUGCACCUGACCACUGCUCACACAAAGAUCCCGCAAGUCCCAUGGUCAACUCUGGGACUGUGCUUCAAUAGCAGUGCCACUAUUCUGUACAUGACAGCUGCAGUGAUUAAUUCUACAUCUGUACCACAAGCCAUUAGGGGGCGCUAUUACUACAUCAGCUGGAUUGCUUCCACGGUAUUUGCCUUCUUAGUCGUGCUUUGUUAUGCAGCAAAUUCAUAUGUGAGCUACAAAUCCUGGAGGUCAAAAAGUGAUGAUUCCUAAACAAAAUGACUGGAAUUACAUACGAUUUACAAAAUUAUCUUUAACCUGAUGACUUGCUAAGGGCUUUUUAUAUUCUCAUGUACUUGCGCAUCAAUGUUAAAUGGUUUGUUUGACAUGAAAA